Messenger RNA from Trypanosoma rangeli, 1605 nucleotides. Its product is annotated as methyltransferase. Lineage: Eukaryota; Euglenozoa; Kinetoplastea; Trypanosomatida; Trypanosomatidae. Gene Ontology annotation, molecular function: RNA binding. The record is from RefSeq and is a predicted model, not a curated record. The transcript has a single exon. The coding region runs from base 1 to 1605 and encodes 534 amino acids.
AUGGUGUGCCGUUCAUACCUGUUACGGCUGGGGUGCACAGUGACUGGUUUGCGACAGGCGUUAGCUCCACCGAGAGCGUUUCGCAGCGAUGAUCCACUAACACGGUGGUCCAGAAGGCUUGUGAAUGGUUGGCCAAAGCGGUGUCUUCAUCCCCAUCUAUGCGUUGGACUGGAAGGGUGUACGAGCGCAUUCAAUGCGCUGAAUUCUAUUCGCACGUGCAUGCACUUUGCGACAACAUUUCCUCCUUCUUUUCUUUCACUAGAGCGUGCGGAAGACAUUCACUCCCUCCACCCUCGCUCCACCGCGCAGAACGUGGAUCCGGCUAAUGAGACGAGACCGGGUGUCAUGUUGAGUCAAGUGGCCCGCUUUGGCGAAGAUUUAUUUUUAAAUGAUCCAUCACAUAGACAGCUUCCACUAGUUGCGCUGGAGAAUUACACGACUCGGUCGGAGAGCAUUCUUUCCUGCCGCUUUCCUCCCGCGGCACGCCUUGUCGUUGGCCAUGAAAACAAUGGCGUAAGCACGAAAUACAUCGAUGAGUUGGACGGGAAUGACAGGAAAGGCUGUCGUGCUGAACGGGUCGUGUACAUCCCACAGUAUGGAACAAUUAGUUCACUUAACGUGGUGACUUCCAUGGGUAUCGCUCUCUUCUACGCCACGCUGGACACCCGCUACCCAUCGGCAAGAACGUUGGUGCGUGGUGCAGAAGGUGGUGAUACCACCGGCGCGAGUAGUGAAUUGGAGGCAUUGCAAGCGUAUCAGCGCUUCUUUCGUCGAAGGCUCCCCAACACUGCGGCUGAGUGCAGCUUUUCACGUGUGGACCAGCGGCCUAUCCAUCCAUUGUACUACAAAGAAAAUGUGUUUAGUAUUAUUGAAAUGCAUCGUCAGCUUCGACAGCUAUUGCUACAGGCUUGCUCGUACAGAGGCGUAUCUGCAACACCUGGACACUUUGGGUUAUCUGUGCUCUAUGAGAAUGAGCGAGAUCAGCGUAGCCUUGGUGGCAUUGUUCGUAAUGCCAACGCCUUUCUCGUAGAUCAGGUGUUGUAUUUUGGAAGGAAAAAGAUCAAUGUCGUGGGAACGGUGGGAACGCAACACUACACCCCUACUGUAUACUUGGGUAGUUCCAUCAGCGACGUAGACGACGGCGGUGGCGAUGCAGAGAAUUGGGCGUUAAAGUUGUUUCAACGCGUUGAGGCGGCAAACGGUGCGACUGCCGCUUGGUGGUUUUUUGACUGCGGUCAUGCGUUUCUCUACAGAGAGGGUGCCUCUGGUGAGGAAACGGUGGAGGAAAAGGAAAGAAUGAAGUUGAGAGCCACCACGGAGGCAUGGAGCUGGUACAAUGCACACCGUGGCGACCCAGACUUCAAUAUUAGCCUAUGUGACACUGAAGAGCGACUUCGUGAGGCGGCACAAGGAGGGGUAGUUCUCCUUGUGCCACAGGAAGGGUAUUUACCCCCGUUUCAUUUACUGCGGCGCUGCCAAAGAAUUUUGACUGUGUUGCCAAAUGGAGAUAUGGAAGGCACCGCUGGGCUACCUGUUUCUGUGGCUGGGGGAAUUGCUUUGCAGCGCCUCAGCGCGGUAAUGCAUCCGCAGGUAUUGAUUCUUUAA